Messenger RNA from Hyaloscypha bicolor E, 2156 nucleotides. Its product is annotated as flavin-binding monooxygenase. Gene Ontology annotation, molecular function: N,N-dimethylaniline monooxygenase activity; NADP binding; flavin adenine dinucleotide binding. The record is from RefSeq and is a predicted model, not a curated record. The transcript is spliced from 6 exons. The coding region runs from base 328 to 2061 and encodes 577 amino acids. NCBI's taxonomy places the organism in Eukaryota, Fungi, Ascomycota, Leotiomycetes, Helotiales, Hyaloscyphaceae.
UGAGAAAGUAAUACAACGUUGGAGUUUCUGCAUGUGGAGCUUGGUCCCACAAUGGCAACCCGAGGCGACCCCAGCGGCCCCGCCUGUCUCAGGCUUCCCCACAACCCCAAAAAAUUCGGGGAGGAAGGGGGUAAUCCCACCUCCGACGAACCAAGAUCGUCAUGCGGGAUCGCUACCAGAGGCUGUCUAUCUACCAUUGCCAUCUACCGCUGGCAGAAAGGUAAUUACCGCCCGUUUGGGGUGGAUUUUCAAUAAAUAUGCGGUGCCUCCCCUCCCCUCGGUUUCGUCUUCACGCAGGUACACACAGAGACCGGGGAAGCAGGCAUCAUGGGCUCUACUUAUCUCUUCACCCUCAAGGACGAACCGAUUGAGAAUCUGCGGCCGCUGAAGGUGAGGGUUAUUGGGGCUGGGUACUCGGGGAUUUAUUUGGGGAUACGGAUACCGCAGCGUCUGAGGAAUGUUGACCUUCAGAUAUACGAGAAGAAUGAGGGUGUAGGUGGAGCGUGGUGGGAGAACAGAUAUCCAGGCUGUGCGUGCGAUAUCCCAGCUCAUAGCUACCAAUACUCCUUCGACCCGAACCCGCACUGGACCAACUUUUACGCGCCGUCCAAGGAGAUCCGGGAGUAUCUUGGAGGCAUUGCAGAGAAGUAUGGGGUGAACAGAUAUGUAAAGCUCUCGCACAAGGUUACGAGCUGCAUAUGGGAUGAUGCUGUCAAGAAAUGGAAACUGGUGGUGGAGAAUGUCAAGACGGGAGAGAUUAUCCAUGAUGAUGCUGAUGUGUUGGUCUCUGCCCGGGGGAAUCUGAAUGAUAAGGCGUGGCCCAAGAUACCUGGGUUCGAGACCUUCAAGGGGGAGGUGAUGCAUUCUGCACAAUGGAAUGAAAAAUAUGACUUUAAGAAUAAACAGGUCGGUGUUAUUGGAGGGGGGUCCAGCUCCAUCCAGAUUGUCCCAAAACUCCAGAAGAUCGAGGGAGUGAAGAUGAGUGUUUUCGUCCGAAGUAGGACUUGGAUAGCCAGUCCUUUUGGUGAUGCUUCCAUGUUAAAAUUGGGACUAGAGCCCAACAACACCGCAAUGUCCGAAGAACUCCGCAAAGAAUUCGUCGACAACCCGAAAAGAUUCCACGAGUUUCGAAAGAUCAUCGAAGUGGACGGAAACACCAUCCACGCAGGAAGCUUCAAAGACUCGCCCAUGCAACUGGCUGCUCAAGCUUUCUACCGAGGCGCCAUGCAGGAAAAGCUGGCAAAGAAGCCCGAGAUCAUGGAAGCUCUGGUUCCUUCUUUCGGGGUAGGAUGUCGGCGUCUGACACCCGGGCCUGGCUACCUGGAAGCGCUGGUGGAAGACAACGUCGAUUUCGUGCGAGACAAAAUCGAGGCCAUCACCCCUAGUGGGAUAACGAUCGAGAAUGGCAAGAAAAUAGACCUCGACGUCCUUGUCUGCGCCACGGGGUUCAACGUCUCCUCACCACCGCCCUUCUACGUUGAAGGCAAGAACGGCAUCUCUUUACAGCAGAAGUUCCUCCCGCACGCAGAAACCUACCUCGCAGUCGGCGUCGACGGCUUUCCUAACUUCUUCAUGAUUCUCGGGCCUAACUCCGCCAUCGGGAGCGGUUCAUUGACGAUGAUGAUCGAGAGCGAGGGCGACUAUAUCACCAAGUGCAUCCGCAAGCUGCAGAAAGAGGAUUACGUGACCAUGAUGCCGAAAUCCGAGCGCGUAAAAGACUUCUCCGAUUACUGCGUCGAGUAUUUCAAGAAGACGGUGUAUUUGGAUCAAUGCACGUCCUGGUAUCGCAGCGAAGGUGGGAAGGGGGAUCGGAUCAUUGGGCUGUGGCCUGGGAGUACGCUGCAUUGUAUUGAGGCGCUUAGAGCGCCGAGAUGGGAGGAUUUUGAUUUUGAGAGUAGAGCGGAGAAUAGACUCAGGUGGUUGGGGAACGGGUGGAGUGUGACGCAGAUUGGGGAGGGGGGUGAUCCGGCGUGGUAUUUGGAGCCGAGCAUGAUGAACGUGCCGAUGAAGGGGAAGCCGGAGGAAGAUGAGGAGUUUAAGAGGAGGCCGUUUUCUCAUUGAUGGGUUGAGUUGUUGUAUUCAGAUUUGUUUUGUGUAUUGGUUAUUUUGAUAUAAAUCCUGACUCGUGUCUCCCAUUGUCCUUAAUAUCAGUGAUC